GUUUUUUUUUCCAUUGAUAAAAUAGAAUGUAGGGCUUUAGCCAUUGAGGCUUACAGAUCUGGAAUUUUUCAUUAAUCUUUUGGGGACAUGUGAAGAAAUGGCUGGGAAAUACAUUAGAGGACAAUAUUAUUAGGGUUAUUUGAAUAUACCUAGUAGCAUUUAGAUAAGCCCAUAUUACUGUCUGGGGAGAAUGUAGUGAUUUCUUUGGGAAGAAUUGGCCCCUUUAAGAUUCAGAGACUAAAGUAAUGUGGUAGCUAAGGAGUAACCAUGACAACUUUCCUGGGUAACUCCAAAAGAUCUAUUUGGAUUCUGUUGUCCAGGAGAGGAAAAGCUGUGGAGCAGACAAAAUCUCCAGCUCAUUACUCUGCUAGGUGAGAUAUGAAAGGGUCUGUAUAUGUCCUACCACUCUGCUCAUGCCUGGAUCCAAACUAUAUAAGGGCCUUUUGGUUCUUUUUCAAUGUCAUAGAAAUCAUGAAGUUUAAUGAGAGGAGAGAGUUAUUUGGAAAUGUAUACCGAUUGUCAACUUGUUUCCCAAAUGCUCAGCGGGUGGAGGAAUCUGAAGAGCUAUAGGCAUAUAGGGCAUUUUCUUUUCUACUUCUCCAGGACAGAAGAGACAUGGCAGCCCUGGGUAUGUGAGCUCAAUCAGUGAUUAGAAAUGUGCCAGGACCUCUGUUCAUUUAGAGAACUGGAUUAGACCACAAAGUCCUGAGGAACAGGAUGGAAUGACUAGCCCCGAAUCAUAAGUACUGGGACAGGAAGAUAUGGAGACUGUAGACCUGAUGAACAAUCUGAAGUCCCUGCAAUUUGAGCAGGGGGUUCGAGAGGAAGAGACCCCUUGGCUGUUCCUUCAGAGCCGUUCCCGAGGAUUGAUGAUCCAAGCCUGUGCCCAUGCAGCAUUUUUCUGCAGACUACUCUGGGCCUUGAGGAAAAUGGAUGGGAACACCUCAGUCUCGAUGCUACCAUCAGAGGAGGAGAAGGAAAACCCAUAUAAAAAACCCUCCAAAAGAGAUCUAAAAGUGGGCAUCAUUGGAGGAGGACGACUGGGAAAGCAAUUGGCUCUAGUGUUACUCCACCGAGCCUCCAUCCCUGCCCAGAGCCUUCAUAUCUCCACUAGGAGGCCAGAGACCCUGAGUGACCUGCAGAAGAUGGGGAUCCAGUGCUUUUACCAUAACUGUUUUCUGGUAGAGUGGGCCAACUUGGUCUUCCUCUGCUGUCUGCCAUCCCAGCUGCCUCAUAUUUGCUUGGAAAUCAACACUAGAAUUGCGAAGUCCUGCAUUGUGUAUAGCCUGGUUACUGCUGUCCCUCUGCCUAGGCUGAAGCAGCUGCUAUGCCACACCACUAUCUUGCGCCCCCAGUAUCAGUGUGCUGAAAAUUAUAUUGAUAUAUGGGGGUCCAAUGAGGACAUCAAGUCUGCACUUCAAGAUCCUGAGAUAGUUCAGGCCACUUCUCCUUACAGCACAAAUGGAGGAAUAACUCUCAACAUCAAGUGGCUGGCGGCAGUCUUCUAUGCAGCCCUAAAUAUCUGCACGUUAUGGGACAUACCUUACCAACAAGGGCUAGAGGUUCUCAAUGACUUGUGUCUCUCUGUGCAUCCGCAGACGUGUGGAGAGAAUAAGACUAAUUGCCCAAGAUUCAUUGUUACAGACUUUGUCAACCAAGCCUUUGCCAACACCCUAAAUCCUAGCAAUGUUUUCCCUUGGUUUGACUUGAUCACUGUGCAACUCAAGGAAACUCCCUUUAGCCAGCACCUAGGAAAAAGUGUGACUCUUCAGGAACACUUAACUGUUCUUUACUCUGCCUCAUUUGGUAUCUCACUUUCCCAAGAAACAGGAGAAGAGAAAGAAGGAGAAGAGGAAGAGGAGGCUCUAGACCCAUAGUCCUGAAAGUCAAGUUUUUCAGCUGCUUGGGAAAUCUUCAGACUGACCAGCAUGAUCUGCUCCCCAGGUCAGCCCCUUAAAUAGGAUGGCCUUUCACUUUCACUGCUGGCAGUAGUGGCUGCUUUAUUUAGCAUUAGCUUGUUGGUAGAUUUACAAAAAUAGAAAGGUUUUGAUUUAUUUGAUGAUAAAUACCAAGCCAAGAAGGUGAAACAUGUCAUAGUAUUGUGUUUGCCAGAAACUGAGCACUAAGGAAAAGGAAAAAUUGCACUGUUGGCUCUUAAAAUUGUAAGACAAAACCAUAUAUUCCCUCAAUCAGUGGUGAAUUUGUCUGUUGGAAAUCUCCAGGAUAACCUAAGCAUCCUGACUCACCUAAGAAUACAGUCUCUUGAUACUGACUCUUGUUCAAAAGUCUAAAUUUAGACAAUUCCAAUGUCAAUAUAGUUACAUUCUGCAGCAUCUUUCCCAAAGCAAUCUAUAGGAAUAUAUUUAGAAUAAGAAAAAUGGAUGGAUUGACAACACUGUGAUAAAAUAAAGAGAUGGGGCAAA
Messenger RNA from Vombatus ursinus (common wombat), 2423 nucleotides. RefSeq names its product NADP dependent oxidoreductase domain containing 1 (gene NOXRED1). The coding region runs from base 762 to 1877 and encodes 371 amino acids. Gene Ontology annotation, molecular function: pyrroline-5-carboxylate reductase activity. Gene Ontology annotation, biological process: L-proline biosynthetic process. The record is from RefSeq and is a predicted model, not a curated record. The transcript has 7 exons. Lineage: Eukaryota; Metazoa; Chordata; Mammalia; Diprotodontia; Vombatidae.